This is a messenger RNA of Filobasidium floriforme, 2157 nucleotides long. RefSeq names its product rab-GTPase-TBC domain-containing protein. The record is from RefSeq and is a predicted model, not a curated record. Bases 118 to 2016 code for a protein of 632 amino acids. The transcript is spliced from 8 exons. Lineage: Eukaryota; Fungi; Basidiomycota; Tremellomycetes; Filobasidiales; Filobasidiaceae.
AGGUCUCGCAAGACAUACCCAAGUUCGAAAGACCAUAGGCUGCGCCUGAUCGACAGUUCGAUUGUCUCUCGCAACCGCCUUCAAAAUCGGUCUCGAUCCCGAUUUUCAUAAAAGAGCAUGAAUCAUAACCGGGACUCGACCGUCUCGAGCAUCGUCGACCUCUACGGAGCCGAGGCACCGGCGGCGGAGGUGUACGAUCGAGAACGACACCCCGUCAUCCAGGAAGAGGAUAGUAGUGAUCAUUUGGCAGUACAAGCUGGAUUGUACUCGGAACGAGCCCAGGGGCCGCCGGGCGGGAGCUCGUCCACCGGCCUACCUCCCCCUUUGCAAGACCUCUCGCUCGACGAACCAGGACAAUCCUCCGGACUCCGACAACGCAGCAUCCACCCAUCACGUUCAGCGUUGACUUCUGGGAGCUCGUACGAACCAUCCUCAGUUUCCCAUUCACAUCUUCGGGAACAAUCUAGUACGAGCUCGAGCUUCCGGGCCGCACCCGAGUCGAUUCAGAGCCAUAACACCAAUACGGCCAACAAUGGUGCCGCCCGGUUUAUGAACGGGAGGAUUGGGAUCAAUGGGGCGUAUAACGAAUCGGCGGCUUCGUUCACGUCUGUGCAACAACCUGGAGAAGAGGAUGACGCUUAUCAUGUCCGUUCGACCUACGCUCGGCUUGAAGUACAAGGUGUCUACGGCGACGGCUGGGAUGAAGGGAUUGAACGAACACGGGAGAGGGCGAUCGUCAAGCGUCGGACGAGUGAUCCGCCAGCCCAGAGGGGGGACGGGUUGGGAGAGAAAGAACGGCAGGCUUUGGGACGGGUGGAUCGGUACGGCUUCUUCGAUCAGGCGAUGAAAGCUCGUCAAGAAUCCCGACUCUCCCUCCUCCCCUCCAAACCAUUCAAAUCGAUUCCCAAACUCCCUAAAACCAAACCCAAAUCCCUCUCCCAACCCUCCGCUGGGCCAUCGACGAGUCAAGCGGAAGAAGCACCCAACCUCCCACUAGCGAUGGUGGAGAAACUGUCAGCAGAGUCGGUCGGCAAGGCAAAAGUCAAGGAGAAGCGGAGGGUGAGCAAGUGGGAGAGGAUGUUACGGGUAGGGGAACGGGAUGGAGGGAUGAAUAUCAGUCGGUGGACAUGGGAACAGGAUCGGAAGGGUCAAAAGCUGCCAGAAAGGGUAUAUAAAGGAAUACCUGAUAGGUGGAGAGCGGCAGCAUGGGGAGCGAUGGCAGAGAUGCGAGCGGGAAGGAGCGGACCGUCCUCCCCAAAUAUGGCUAGGCUGGACGAGACCUACCGGAAAACGCUCGACGAUUCUUCCAGCUACGAUGUGCAGAUCGAUCUCGAUGUUCCGAGGACAAUCAGCGGGCAUAUCCUCUUUCAUACCCGAUAUGGUCACGGUCAGCGUUCGCUCUUCCACGUCCUGCAUUGCUUUUCAAUGCAUUGCAAGGAAUGCGGGUAUUGUCAGGGCAUGGGGCCGAUAGCUGCAACCCUGUUGAGUUAUUUCGACGCACCGCGGGUCUAUGCGAUGAUGGUCCGGAUUCAUGACGUUUAUCGCAUGCACAGCAUUUUCAUACACGGGUUUCCAGGACUACUGGAAUGUUUUUACGUGCAAGAGCGGUUAAUCGAGAGCCUGAUGCCGGACGUCUAUGUGUCGAUGCGGGAUAAUAUGAUCUCCUCCUCCUCGUAUGCCACGAAGUGGUACAUAACCCUCUUUGCCAAUACCGUGCCUUAUCAAACUCAACUUCGGAUAUGGGACGCGUUCUUCCUCGACGGUUUAGAUGCCCUGAUCAUGGCAUCCGUCGGCAUAAUCUGGGCACAUCGCGCCAGUAUAGGGACUCCUAAAGCCAAUUUUGAGACCAUCUUAUCGAGCUUGUCGUCAUUCUAUAUACCCGAGGACGAGGAUACCUUCUUACGGUGGAUGAGGAAGAUGCUGAAUCAGCCGAAUAUGCGGAAUCGUUUGGACGGAUGGCGGAAAGAAUGGCAGGGCCUUGUCGAACGGAAAGAAGAUGGCAAGGCGCUGUUGUAAUACCUUCAGAGUGGGAGGGCUGCGCGUAUACAGAAACUAGAUGCGCAUCCUCGAAUAUCGGUGGGAAGUGGUCGACAUACUUCUUGUGUGCCGCGUGUCACGGUCACUGAUCUGGGUCAGUCUGAUUGAUCUAAUACAAAC